AAUAACAACAAACGCACGUUAUUGCAAGUAAACAAAAAGGUUUUGUGAGGCCAGGGUUAGCUUAGUUAACUGGCACUGCAAGGACGAUUUAUUUUCUAAUCACGUAUUCGAUUGUCAGCAAAAUAGUAAAGAUGAAAUCAAUACAUACUUUUAAACAGUGUACUAGUACCAUUGGUACUAUUCUACCACGGAGACUGACAUUUACAGGUGCACGAUUAACUACUACUACGUCUACAAGCACAAACCCUGCUGCUAGUGUUACUGGAUAUGCUCUUUGCAGUGUAAAUGGAUGCAGUUUUCGGUUUUUAGGAACCAGUACUAGAUCUACAACUAGAUUUGUGCAUGAACUUGAAAAAGAAGAUAGAUCUAGUCAUCGUUUGACCACACUGCACAACCAUUAUAGAACGCUUUGUUUUAUUAAUUCCACACCCAAAAGACAAAUGAGUCAAUCAUCGUGGACUGGGCCGUUUGGCAAGGAUUUAGUAUUCAGACAGCUUUUGGAGUACAAAUCCUAUACAUAUACGUAUCUUUUGGCUGAUGCUGAUACCAAUGAGGCAGUUAUCAUUGAUCCUGUUAUUGAAACAGUGGACAGGGAUGUUAAGCUUGUGCAUGACCUUGGACUUAAGCUCAUUUAUGCUGCUAAUACUCAUGUACACGCUGACCAUGUGACAGGAAGUGGCUCAAUAAAAAAACUUAUUCCCACCUGUAAGAGUGUCAUAGCUGAAGUCAGUAAAGCCAAAGCUGAUGUGAAAGUCAAUGAAGGAGAUCUCAUUAAGUUUGGCAAAUUUAAGCUCGAGGUCCGGAGCACACCAGGCCACACAGAUGGUUGCAUUACUUUUGUAUUGCAUGAAAAAGGUUUAGUGUUUACUGGUGAUGCUUUGCUUAUUCGAGGCUGUGGACGCACAGACUUUCAACAAGGCAAUCCUGGUUCACUCUAUGAUUCUAUUCACAAAAAAAUAUUGAGUUUGCCUCAGAGCUUCUAUGUCUUUCCUGCACAUGAUUACACAGGUCAAACAAUGUCAACAGUUGGAGAAGAGCUGCGCUACAAUCCAAGAUUGACAAAACCUAAAAAUGAAUUCGUAGAGAUCAUGAAGAACCUCAACCUACCUUAUCCUAAACAGAUAGAUAAGGCGCUGCCAGCAAAUAUGGUGUGUGGUGUGUUUGAUGUGCCUGAGUCAUCCUAAAAUUUAAUUCUGUUGUGAAUAUUAUUUUUUAUGCUUGUAUUUACACAUUUAUUUCUUAUUCAUGACAACACAUACCAUGCUGUUAGGACUGAAUGUCAACAAUUCUUUAAAACCUACAAUUCCUCUUUUGCAAUCUUACACUGAUAUGUAAUGUAACAAUAAAAAGAUCAUUGUAUAUUUGAACAAUGACAAAAAUGUUAAUCUGUUUUUAUCGUUGAAGGUUUUCUUUGUUAGCAAUCAUGUGUAGUAAUUAUAUCACUAUUUAAAGAUUCUCUAAAGAGUUGUAUCUAAAUAACACAAAAUAUGUGUUAUCUAAAUAACACAAAAUAUGUGUUUCAAUAAUUUGUAUUGCAAUUGUUCUGUUAGACCUAAUUUGUUGAUGCUGAUCAAUCACAGUUGUUUAUUUUGUUCUUACUUUGCUGUUCAUUGAAAACAUGAAUUAUUAAGUUUUCAUAGAUGCAUUCUCUCUUUUGUAUAUCAAACUAGUUGUUACUAAUGGUUUAUGUAAAUAUGUAACUAAAACCACUUUAUAUUAGACAAUGUUUACCAAGUUUACUUCCCUUUCUUACAAAGCUUAUAUCAACUCACUUUGUCUGUCUGCCUGGUAAAAAACUUUGAACACAUUAUUUCUCCCACACCCAUUCUUGGACCAAAUUGAAACUUACUAUUUAUUGAUUUAGACAAUAUACAAAUCAAUAAUUACAAAAAAAAAAAAGUCUAUUAAUUAUUUGUUUGAUACCAACAUGGGAAAUUAAUCCUUCAGUAUUCACAGUUAUGGUUAAAUAUGCUGUUUUUUUUUUUUAGCCUUAAAUCAUUGUACAUAUUAUUAUUUCUCCCACACCCAUAAUCAGAUCAAGUUGAAACUUUAAACAAUUAUUUAAUGUACCUUACAAAACAUGAAUCAAUUAAAAAAUUAACCAAUUAGUCAUUUAAUUAUUGUUAAUUAAUUACUUUGUUUGAUGUUGAAAUAGGGGAAAUAACUUCUACAUUCUUGAGUGAUAUAGUUUUAAGUGCAGAGUUUUCCUCUUGGAUAAGCUUUUCUUUUUUCCAAGGAUUUUUUUAAUUGCUUGUUUCAUGGCUUGUAGGAAAUAUUUUUUAACUUUUUAAAAUUUAUUUUCUACCUAUGUGUGUCAAAAAUGUUUCCUAAGUUGUUUUUAUUCGAAUUUUCUUUUACUUAAAAAAGAAAAUGUCUUCUAUUUUAUGAGAAUUGCAAUAUACAAAGCAAAUAAAUUUAAAUAGAAUCAAACACGAUAUAA
Messenger RNA from Biomphalaria glabrata, 2440 nucleotides. Its product is annotated as persulfide dioxygenase ETHE1, mitochondrial-like. The record is from RefSeq and is a predicted model, not a curated record. Gene Ontology annotation, molecular function: sulfur dioxygenase activity. Lineage: Eukaryota; Metazoa; Mollusca; Gastropoda; Planorbidae. The coding region runs from base 132 to 1184 and encodes 350 amino acids. The transcript is spliced from 7 exons. Gene Ontology annotation, biological process: hydrogen sulfide metabolic process; glutathione metabolic process.